AUGUCCAGUCCCGAGGCCGACGAGGUACUCUAUGCAUACAUCGCAGUCGCCGAUCAUGCAGUCAGCCUAGUACUGAUCCGAGAGGACAACGGCACGCAGCGGCCCGUGUACUACGUAAGCAAGUCGCUACAGGAGGCAGAGACCCGCGCCGACUACACUGGGAGAAUCGCUAAGUGGGGAACUAUCUUAAGCGCCUUUGACAUCAGAUAUAUGCCGCGCACCGCCAUCAAAGGUCAAGUCCUCGCUGAUCUGGUAGCUGAAUUUGCGGAGCCGACCGUGGAAGGGGUGGACGUGUCGGAAUCACCGAAUAAUGAUAGGAGACUGGUCAGCACGAUUUCUGUGCAAGAGCACAAUGAGUGGAGAGCGUACAUUGAUGGUGCAGCGAACCAAAAGGGGUCCGGAGUGGGGCUCGUUCUAAUCUCUCCCGAAGGUAUAACCCUGGAGAAGUCGUUGAGACUGGGAUUCCCAGCAACGAAUAACGAAGCUGAGUAUGAAGCACUGCUAGAAGGGAUGUCUAUGAUCCGAAAGCUGGGUGGGAAAUGCGCAAGCAUAUUUUCGGAUUCAAGACUCGUAGUGGGGCAAGUAAGCGGGGAAUUGGAGGCAAAAGACGAAAGAAUGCAACGGUAUCUUGCCCAAGCUAAACGCCUACGCGCCCACUUCGAUGACUUCCGCUUGAUGCAUAUACCCAGAAGCGGGAAUACUCACGCCGAUUCUUUGGCAACACUGGCCACAUCCUCGGCUCAGCCCCUUCCGCGGGUUAUCUUGGUCGAGGACCUCUGCCGCCCCACGGAAGAGGAGGCUAAAGGUAUUCGGAUACACAAUGUCGGCGAGGGGCCAAGCUGGAUGGACCCUCUUGUCCAAUUCUUGAAGAAUGAUUCCUUACCAAACGACAAAGUCGAGGCCGACAAAAUCCGGAGGAGAGCUUCUCGAUUCUGGUUGUCCGAGGACUCCAAGCUCUACAGACGUUCAUUCUCGGGGCCAUACUUGCUGUGUGUACACCCAGGCGCAACUGAACUCAUUAUGGAGGAGUUGCACGAGGGGAUUUGUGGGAGCCAUACGGGGGGCCGAUCCCUCUCCCACAGGGCGAUGACGCUGGGUUACUGGUGGCCAAGCAUGCAUAAGGAAGCUCUGGAAUAUGUGAAGAAGUGUGACCAAUGCCAACGGUUCGCUCCGAACAUACAUCAGCCCGGUGGGGUACUUAACCCAUUGUCCAGCCCUUGGCCAUUUGCACAAUGGGGCCUAGACAUAUUAGGUCCGUUUCCCAAAGCUGCCGGGAACAAGAAGUUUCUUCUCGUCGGCACCGACUACUUUACGAAAUGGGUUGAGGCUGAGGCGCUGGCAAACAUUAGGGAUGUACUCUACACCAGCCUACCCGCAGGGUAA
Quercus robur (English oak) is the source of this 1383-nucleotide messenger RNA. RefSeq lists its product as uncharacterized. Gene Ontology annotation, molecular function: nucleic acid binding; RNA-DNA hybrid ribonuclease activity. The record is from RefSeq and is a predicted model, not a curated record. Bases 1 to 1383 code for a protein of 460 amino acids. The transcript is spliced from 3 exons. NCBI's taxonomy places the organism in Eukaryota, Viridiplantae, Streptophyta, Magnoliopsida, Fagales, Fagaceae.